AUGGGUCGCGGUCGACGCCCCAACAUGGCCCUGGAGCCAACUCGCGCGCUGCAAACCCAACGUGCCUUCCGACAGCGCAAGGCCGAGCAUCUAGCCAACUUGGAGGAGAGCAUCAAGAUCCUCACCCAUGAAAACGCCAAACUGCGCAAGCUGCUGAAUCUCUCGCCGCGCUCCUCGCCCGCUGCUUCGCCCCAGAUCAAGUCCAGCAGUUCGCCCGCCAACAGCAGCACCGCGUACGCUGCCAUAGCCCCGGCCAAGGGCGUCCCCACUCCCACAUCGGAUGCAGCAGGCGAGGUAACGGGGACAUGCGACAACUGUGCGCCCAUCCAGCAGGCAAAUCGCCAGCUCUCCUUGGCCGCCGCACAGGUCGAGGCGCAGGUCGCCGAGCUGCAGCACAGCGUCAAGGCUUUGAGGAGCGUGCUGCUGCAUCACGGCUUGCCCAUUCCAUCUGUGGAGCCAGAAAUCGAGGCAGGCUAUCGCGCUAAGCGCUUCAGGUCGGGCGAGCCGGUCAACGUGCCGUAUUAUGCAGAGCAGAUCGCGCUUCAGCCGAGUGGCGUCCAGAUGACGAGCAACUACUUCACCAAUGGCACAGCAUCGCAUCUGGCUUCGCCCUCAUCACACGAGUAUGCAGCUCUGCCGCGUCGGCCACCACCGGGGUCGACCGGAGCGGUUGCCGCGGGCACCAACGUCUGGCACACCCCGAGCCCUUCAGGCAUGCUCUCCUCUGCUCCCACCCCACCGUCUGCCAACUUCAGCCCGCGUCAUCACCAUGCCUACCAGAACGGCAGCAGCUCAUACAACAGUCCCGCUGCUGCCGCCGCCGCUGCCGAGGAUGCGUACCGGCGACCUCCUCCACCCUCGGCAUCGUUGCCAAGGACUACCUCUUCAGCGGGGGCUGCAAGACCACACCUACCGCCGCCCUCGAGCAUGUCGCCUGCACGACAGAAAGCUGCGCCGUCCGCGGCAUCUACAUAUUGGUCGACAGCUUCCACGCCGUCUACCUCUUCGAGUGUCAAUUCUCCUGCUGCCUUGGCACGGUCGCAUGCGCUGCCGCCAUACGCCAGCCCGAGUUAUGGCGAGCCCAGAGUGGGCGGUAGUGGCAGGCGGUAUGUCGAGGAUGGAUUGCAUCAGCACCAGCAACAGCAACAGCAACAGCAACAGCAACAGCAACAGCAACAGCAACAGCAACAACAACAGCAACAGCAGCAGCAGCAGCAGCAGCAGGGAGUAGCAGUGGUGGGCUAUGAGGGUGUGCAGUCUCCGAGGAGUCGGGUGGUGCACAGGGAGCGGGGCGACAAACCAGAGGAAGGGCGAUAUGCGAGGUCGACGUCGAGAAGCAGAGUCGAAGUGCUGGAGCGCAAAGGUGGUUGUUGUCCGGCCCCUGCCAACAGUGCCGCGGUCAACGGCGAUGGGGAGGCCAAGGCGGCGUGCUGCAGUUCCAACGCUAGCAAUCGUGCGGCGGCGAUCUCGGAAAGAGACGUCAAGUGGGCAGCUCCGGCUCCGUCAGGCGUCUCUCUUGACAUGCGUGCUGAUGGUCCUUCAGAUCGAGACAGUGUCAGCACGUCGAACGGUCAUCCUUCGACAGCUGCUGCGCCAGCACCAGGGCCAGUGGCAGACGCCGAUAUACACCUCGACGGCCUCAACGAGGACGAGUGCUGUUUCGGCUUGGUCAGGUGUGAUGAUGAGGGAAGGAUCAUCAUCUGA
Messenger RNA from Sporisorium graminicola, 1704 nucleotides. RefSeq lists its product as uncharacterized. Gene Ontology annotation, molecular function: DNA-binding transcription factor activity. Gene Ontology annotation, biological process: regulation of DNA-templated transcription. The coding region runs from base 1 to 1704 and encodes 567 amino acids. The record is from RefSeq and is a predicted model, not a curated record. NCBI's taxonomy places the organism in Eukaryota, Fungi, Basidiomycota, Ustilaginomycetes, Ustilaginales, Ustilaginaceae. The transcript has a single exon.